AUGUUGAAGAAUGGAUUGUACCCGAAUGUGGUUACUUUUAACUCACUUAUCGGUGGGUUAUGUAAAAGCAUGAUAAGGAGUGGUUAUCAUCCUGAUGAGCAUACUUUUAAAAUGCUGAUAUCUAACUUCUGCAAUAACAGGGAUUUUGAUGGAGCAGUCGAAGUCUUGAAAGAAAUGUUUGAGAGAUCCAUUGCUCUUCAUUCAAGCAUCUUAUCUGAUUUAUGUCUAGGACUAUACAGAUGCGGAAACGAGAAAAUGUAA
Prunus armeniaca (apricot) is the source of this 261-nucleotide messenger RNA. The record is from the annotation of a GenBank genome assembly. Lineage: Eukaryota; Viridiplantae; Streptophyta; Magnoliopsida; Rosales; Rosaceae.